AUGGACAAGUACGAGAAGCUGGAGAAGGUCGGGGAGGGCACCUACGGCAAGGUGUACAAGGCGCGGGUGGCGGCGACGGGGCAGCUGGUGGCGCUCAAGAAGACCCGCCUCGAGAUGGACGAGGAGGGGAUCCCGCCCACGGCGCUGCGCGAGAUCUCCCUCCUCCGCCUCCUCUCCGCCUCCCUCUACGUCGUCCGCCUCCUCUCCGUCGAGCAGGUCACCAAGCCCUGCGGCAAGACCGUCCUCUACCUCGUCUUCGAGUUCCUCGACACCGACCUCAAGAAGUUCGUCGACGGCUUCCGCAAGGGGCCCUCGCCCAGGCCGCUCCCCACGCAGAGUUUCUUAUACCAGUUGUGCAAAGGAACUGCACAUUGCCAUGGCCAUGGUGUGCUUCACCGGGAUUUAAAGCCACAAAACUUGUUGAUCGACAAGGAGAAAGGGGUACUGAAAAUUGCCGAUCUUGGGCUAAGCAGAGCUUUUACUGUUCCCAUGAAAAGUUACACCCAUGAGAUUGUGACACUCUGGUAUAGAGCUCCUGAAGUUUUACUUGGAGCCACACAUUACUCAACUGGUGUUGACAUUUGGUCCAUCGGUUGCAUCUUUGCUGAAAUGGUCAGAAGACAAGCUCUUUUUCCUGGCGACUCCGAGUUGCAACAGCUGCUUCACAUUUUCAGGUUGUUGGGGACUCCUAAUGAAGAGCAGUGGCCUGGAGUAUGUGCUCUGAGAGACUGGCAUGACUAUCCACAGUGGAAGCCACAACAUUUGUCACGUGCAGUUCCAACAAUGGAGCCUGAAGGACUUGACCUGUUAUCGAAAAUGCUUCAGUUUGAUCCAGCGAACAGGAUCUCAGCUAAAGCGGCAAUGGACCAUCCCUACUUCGACAGCCUCGACAAGUCCCAGUUCUAG
Triticum turgidum subsp. durum (durum wheat) is the source of this 906-nucleotide messenger RNA. Lineage: Eukaryota; Viridiplantae; Streptophyta; Magnoliopsida; Poales; Poaceae. The record is from the annotation of a GenBank genome assembly.